This is a messenger RNA of Zymoseptoria tritici IPO323, 1799 nucleotides long. RefSeq lists its product as uncharacterized. The record is from RefSeq and is a predicted model, not a curated record. Gene Ontology annotation, cellular component: cytoplasm. The transcript is spliced from 2 exons. Gene Ontology annotation, molecular function: phosphoprotein phosphatase activity. The coding region runs from base 84 to 1799 and encodes 571 amino acids. Lineage: Eukaryota; Fungi; Ascomycota; Dothideomycetes; Mycosphaerellales; Mycosphaerellaceae.
GAGACCUCGAACACCGACCAACACUGCUCGCAUCACGAGCAAAUCAUGGCAGUCGGCUUUGCUCUCCUUCUGCCCUAUUGAAGAUGGCGCGGCGCAUUGUACGCACCUUGAGCCAGAUAGGCGCAUUUCUCGUGCUCGCCCUUCUGUUGAUCUUCCUCGCCGACUCGCGAUAUCGUGUGCUCCCGAAUUCGAUCCACUCCGUACUACCUUCGCAUCAUCCGGGAACGGUCAUCACCGAUGUCACCAUCGCAUACUGUUCGUCCGUGAAUCCCCUCUCCAAAUGCCGCCUGGAUCCUAAGAAAUGGGAUCGUAUCGAAAAGGACCUCUAUCUCGGGUCAGGAUGGGUGCAAAGCGCAUAUGUGCAUGUGCAGCGGAAGAAGGAGGAAGAACUCACUCAUGCGGAGAUGGUCAUCGUGGACAUCAAGAUUGGAAAGCUGUUGCCGGAAGUGGACGAGAAGAAUCAUCCUGGAGCAGUGUGGGAACGGAGACAAGGCGGCCUUUACGUUUUGCGCAGCAGCAAGCGUCAUGACAGUGACUCGGACAAGGCGAUUACAGCUGUGGAUAUACUGUACGGAGCGGACGCAGUCGAUCCCAGACCUAAGUGGGAACUACUGCAGGUGCCUCUGCUCGUAGAUGGUGGUGACCGGAACCGCGCAGCCAGAUUGAGCAUCCGGCGCGGGAAGCCAAAGUCCACUCAUCGAGAUCUGCCAGUUCCACGAGUGCGGAAGGAUGGGAGGUUCAAGAUCCUGCAGAUAUCGGAUGCUCACCUGGCCACAGGCGUGGGAACGUGCAGGGAUGCUAUUGGCGAAGGGAACCAACCCAGCACGAAGUGCGAGGCUGACACACGCACUUUGGACUUUAUUGAGAAGAUUCUCGAUGACGAGAAGCCGGAUAUGGUCGUACUGUCUGGAGAUCAGGUCGAAGGACCACAAGCUCCCGACACGCAAAGCGCCAUCUUCAAGAUGGUCGCACCAUUGGUCGAACGAUCGAUCCCAUAUGCUGCUAUAUUCGGCAAUCACGACGAUGAAGGAUCUCAAUCUCUGCGGAGACCCGCGCAGAUGAGCAUACUCGAGACAUUGCCUUUCAGCUUGAGCGAAGCAGGUCCAGCAGAAGCCGACGGGACUGGCAACUACUAUGUUGAGGUUAUGGCUCAUUCGAAUCAGCAUUCUGCUCUGACACUGUACAUGCUAGACACCCACUCCUUGUCUCCUGACGAGAAGAAGUAUCAUGGGUACGACUGGAUCAAGCCCAGCCAGACGAAGUGGUUCAAGACUACAUCGCAGGAGUUGAAGAGAAGCAGAGCACAUAUCAAGUACAGCCACAUCCACAUGGACAUGGCGUUCAUCCACAUCCCUCUGCCCGAGUACGCCGAGAAAGCCAACAUACGGGCAGGAGGAGAAUGGAAAGAGGGCGUUACUGCACCCGGCUACAACAGCCACUUCUACGACGCUCUACAUGAGGAGGGCGUGGUGUCGGUUGGGUGUGGCCAUGACCAUGUCAACGACUAUUGCAUGCUGAAGCCCAACACGCUGACUCCCAGAGUCGCCGACGAUCAAUACGUCCACCAUGGAGACAAGCCAGCCCGGCGUGGGCCGUGGAUGUGUUACGCCGGCGGCUCUGGUUUUGGUGGAUAUGCCGGGUACGGAGGUUUCCAUCGCCGCGUGAGAGUCUGGGAGGUCGACACCAACGCUGGACGUUUGGAGACGUGGAAGCGGGUGGAGUGCUGUGGCGAGGAGACGAAGAAGAGGAUCGAUGAGCUGGUGCUGGUGGAAGGAGGUACGGUUGUGGAACCAUCGUGA